AUGACCAACCCAUUUGAGAAGACCGAAAACUGGAUCGAAACCGGACCGGACGGCCAUCAUUUCUACGUCAGGAAGAAGCAGCCACCAGCACUCCCUUCUUUCAAGGCCAUCUUUCGGGAGGCUGUCCACGAUCUGUGGCACGGUCCGUCACCGUUCUGGAAAGAUUUCAAGCGAGCCAGCACGCAACGCGCCGCCAUCAACACAGCAGCCGCAGAUGGUCCGCAAAUAUUUUGCCCUUUCCGAAACACCAGCUGCUCAACUAUCCACCCUCCCAAUAUGCAGCCUCAUCACGAUGACCCGAGCAGUAAGCAGCCGCGUGGCAUCCUCAAACCUGAUCCACAGAGAUAUCCAUCCGACGCAAACGGCGGUCCUCCACUGGCUGGCGUGCCCCCGUUCAUCCAGCCUAUUCCCCAACGCCAACAAAUGCAUGCUACGCAAUAUAACCCUCAGCAGCCGUUCGGCGGGUAUUCGGCUCAACUCGGCUACAACACAGCGCAAGUGUACAACCCGUUGCAGCGGCACCUAUCCACGCAUAACCUUCCUCCAGGCCUAACGCAGCCAGUGGGCGGCUUUCAAGGACAACCUCUGCCACAGGGAGCCGGAGCCAUUAGUCCACCACGAUAUCCCACUCAAGAAGACCUCAAAUACAAGUGCGCUGUUUGUGGCCGGUUUCGGUCUACCAGAUACCACUACAAGCACCCACUUGCGCCAGGUCAGCUGCCAGGCAUAACAAUCUGUCGCAAUUGUCGCGAUGCGGCCACCGACAGCGAAGACGAGAGCAUCGUCAGUACAGACAGCUACGUUCAUCAAGCUCGUCCGCAUCGCCGCAACUCUAGAGGCUUCAGCCGCGCCUCUUCCGUUGGCCAUCGCACAAAGAGUGGCUCGAAUUGCCGUGGUCGGUCUCGCAGCCGCCCUGUUGCGUCCGACGAUGACACCUAUCUCGAUGAUGGGUAUCGUCAACGCCGACGUUCUAUGUCCAGGUCAAGCUCUAUUGAGAACGAUCAGUCGAUGCGAUCCCGAAGUGUGCUUGUGCCUCGGCGACGUUCUCCAAGUGUGGAGGAGCUCGAGAUCGUAAGACGACCUAGACCCCGCCCAACGCGUCGCGUGAUCUGCGUGGACGAAGAAGAAUCUGGCUACACUUCCGAGUAUGACGAGAAUGAUAUUGAUGUCAGGUCGUAA
Messenger RNA from Cyphellophora europaea CBS 101466, 1179 nucleotides. RefSeq lists its product as uncharacterized. NCBI's taxonomy places the organism in Eukaryota, Fungi, Ascomycota, Eurotiomycetes, Chaetothyriales, Cyphellophoraceae. The record is from RefSeq and is a predicted model, not a curated record. Bases 1 to 1179 code for a protein of 392 amino acids. The transcript has a single exon.